Messenger RNA from Microthlaspi erraticum, 954 nucleotides. The record is from the annotation of a GenBank genome assembly. Lineage: Eukaryota; Viridiplantae; Streptophyta; Magnoliopsida; Brassicales; Brassicaceae.
AUGGCGUUUGUAUCUACAACUCUAAAACCGCUUUCUCCUUUUUCACCAUUUGUCAAACAACAUAACCGCAAUAGUAAUACAUAUGUCUUGCUCGCUUAUCAGACACCCAACUCUACAAACUCCCUUUUCUCCAAACGAGGAGGAUCCGUGGCUAACAAGAAACACACGUUCGUGGCUGUUCAUGAUGCACAUGCACCGGAUCAGGUCGAGAGCUCCUGGACAAUACCCUUGUCGGAGGUUGUGGUGGUGAGAAAGAAGAGGGCAUUUUGGGAAAGGGGUUGGAAUUCUAGGGACGUGAGAAAUUUAGUCGUAGUCGUUGGGGUUCAUUUGAUGAGCCUUUUGGCUCCGUUCUACUUCAAUUGGGUGGCUUUUAAGCUUUUUAUUUGGCUCUUUGCGAGCACCGGACUCUGCAUCACCUUGUCUUUUCAUAGAAAUCUUUCUCACCGAAGUUUUGCUCUACCGAAAUGGCUCGAGUAUCUCUUUGCUUAUGGUGGUUUUUUGGCUUUUCAGGGAGACCCAAUAGAGUGGGUGAGCAACCAUCGGUACCAUCAUAAGCAUUGUGAGACAGAACGUGACCCACACAGCCCUACACAAGGGUUUUGGUUUAGCCACAUGACUUGGUUAUUUGAUACCGGUUCUAUCCUCAAAAAGGGUGUGGCAACUGUGUUUCGAUUCCACGCCGCAUUUCUAGUGAACUCAGUUUCCCAUAUAUGGGGAACACGAGCUUGGAACACACCUGACUUCUCCAAAAACAAUUGGUGGAUAGCGAUUAUAACAUUUGGCGAGGGAUGGCAUAACAAUCAUCAUGUGUUCGAGUUCUCGGCAAGACAUGGACUCGAGUGGUGGCAGCUCGACGUUACUUGGUAUCUCAUUUCGUUUCUUGGAGCUAUUGGUUUGGCCACUGACGUUAAGUUACCUACUGAUGCUCAAAAGAAGAGAAUGUCUUGGAAUUAG